AAAAAAAAUCAAAGCACAACACAGAAAUCUUCCACAGUAAAAAAAAACGCAACUUUAAAUUGAUUAUAAAACAAAUGAAUGAUGAUUAUGGUGAUGUAAAUAUUCAUAUCCAAUAUAAUGAUGAUGACGAAAUGAUGAAAUGACAAUAUGUUAUUGGAAAUCAUGAAACCACCACCACCACCAUCGCCAUCAUCACCAUCAUUAUUAAAUGAAAUUCUAAUUAAUCGUUGCCAUUCAAUAAUGGAAUUAAACAGAAUUAGAAUUGAAAAUUUUUCCAAUAAAUUUUUAUUAUUAUCCACUUUAUUUGUUUGUAUUACAAACAUUUUAAAAAUGGUUAGCCAUCAUUUUAUGAUAACAUCAUCAUCAUUGUUUUAUAAUUAUUAUUACUAUCAUGGCCAUCAUCAACAUUAUCAAAAAAUUGUUCAUUAUUAUCAUUAUCAACAUAAAAAAUAUCAUUAUCAUUAUCAAAAUCGAACGAAAAAACCAUACGCUGCCAUUGAUGAUGAAUUGAUCAGCAGAAUUAAUUGGAAAACAUUUAAAAUAAUCAUUGUAAUAUCGAUAUUAUUAUCAACAACAAUGAUUAUACCAUUUACAAUUGCCAACAAAGUGACCGAACAUGGUGAUAUAUUGUUGGGAGGACUAUUUCCGAUCCAUCAAAAAGGUCAAAAUAGUACACAUUGUGGAUCAAUCAAUAAAGAUCGUGGUAUACAACGUUUAGAGGCAAUGUUAUUUGCAAUAGAUAAGAUCAAUCGUGAUCAAACAUUAUUGGCCAAUAUUAAAUUAGGUGCAAUCAUUUUAGAUACCUGUUCUUCCGAUACAUAUGCAUUAAAUCAAUCAUUAGAAUUUAUUCGUGCAUCUAUUAAUACUGUUGAAGCAUCAGCAUUUGAAUGUAUUGAUGGAUCAACACCGAGACCUAAAUAUGAUUGGAAACAUAUCAGUGGCGUUGUUGGUGGAUCAUAUAGUGAGGUUUCACUACAAGUUGCCAAUUUGUUAAGAUUAUUUAAAAUUCCACAGGUCAGCUACGCCUCAACAGGAACAUCAUUGAGCGAUAAAACACGUUAUGAUUUUUUUGCUCGUACUGUUCCACCUGAUACGUAUCAAGCAUUAGCGUUGGUUGAUUUGGUUCUCAAAUUUAAUUGGUCAUAUGUUAGUCUAGUAACAUCUGAAGGUCAAUAUGGUGAUUCUGGUAUGACUGCAUUUGUUCGUGAAGCAAAAAAACGUUCAAUUUGUAUUGCGGCCAAUGAAAAAGUACCACAAAAUGCCAAUGCAAAUUAUUUUCAAUCAAUAUUGUUCAAUUUACGUACAAAACCAAAUGCUCGUGGUGUUGUACUGUUUUUACGUGCUGAAGACAAUCGUGGCUUACUUGAGGCCGCUCAAUCACUCAAUUUUACAAAUCAUUUUACAUUUAUUGCUUCGGAUGGCUGGGGUAAACAGGAUCAUUUAGUAUUGGGUGUUGAACAAGUAGCCGAAGGUGCUAUCACUGUUGAAUUGGCAACAACUGAAGUACAAGAAUUUGAUAAAUAUUUCACCAAUCUAACCAUCGAACAUAAUCGACGAAAUCCUUGGUUUAAAGAAUAUUGGCGUGAUACAUAUGGUUGCCGUUUUGAUGAUGAUCCAUUUGAGAACUUAUCCGUGCCUUUAUGUUCACAACAAUUACCUACCGGUAUCAUUGGUUAUAAACAAGAAUCUAAAGUACAAUUUGUUGUCGAUGCUGUUUAUUCAUUUGCAUAUGCAUUACAUAAUGCAUGGCUUGAUCUAUGUGAAUCCGAUGAAGGAUAUUGUCCAAGAUUAAAAGAGCUUGAUGGUGAAACAUUCUAUAAACAUUAUCUGCUCAACGUUUCAUUUAUUGAUUUGGCAGGUACUGAAAUUCGUUUUGAUAAAAAUGGCGAUGGUCUCGGCCGUUAUAAUAUAUACAAUUUUCAGCUUAACAACAGUCAACGCUCAACUUUAUCGACGAAUCAAUAUAAUUAUAAAAAAGUUGGUCAAUGGAGUGAUGCUGGAUUGGAAUUAUAUCUAGAUGAGCUUGUAUUCAACAUUACACCAGAUGACGAUAGCUUUCAAGAUAUACAGGUUGAUGGUAAUGAUGGUUAUACACGUAUUGUACGAGUACCAGAAUCAAUUUGUUCGAAACCAUGUAAAGUAGGCCAAAUUAAAAUCGUACAACAAGGUGACCGUUGUUGUUGGAUUUGUGCAGCAUGUAAACCAUAUGAAUAUGUUUAUAAUGAAUCUACAUGUGAAGAUUGUGGUGAAGGCCGUUGGCCAUAUCCGGACAAACAAAGCUGCUAUGAUUUAGAAUUACGUUAUAUGAAAUGGGCAUCAAUGUUUGCCAUAGUGCCAAUAAUAAUUGCUCUCAUUGGCCUUAUUCUAACAUUUUUUGUCAUAAUGAUAUUUGUCAAAUAUAGUGACACACCUAUUGUCAAAGCAUCGGGCAGAGAAUUAUCAUUCAUCUUGCUUGGCGGUAUCAUUUUUUGCUAUCUUAAUACAUUCAUUUUGAUUGCCAAACCAACAUUAAUCACCUGUGCCAUACAACGUUUUGGGGUUGGUUUCGGUUUUGCUAUAAUCUAUGCAGCAUUGCUUACAAAAACUAAUCGAAUAUCAAGAAUAUUCGAUAGUGCAAGAAAAACUGUCCGUCGUCCAAGCUUUAUUAGUCCAAAAUCACAAGUGAUUAUUACCGGUUUUUUGGUCAUGAUACAGAUAAUUGGUACGGGUGUUUGGUUUUUGCUUGAACCACCGGGUAUCCGUAAAUAUUAUCCAGAUGGUAAAAGAUCCGAAGUGAUACUUAAAUGUCGUGUACGAGAUUCCAGUUUUUUAUUAAGCCUCAUGUAUAAUAUGUUUCUUAUAACAACAUGUACAUUAUAUGCGGUUAAAACAAGAAAAAUACCGGAAAAUUUUAAUGAAUCAAAAUUUAUUGGCUUUACCAUGUAUACAACAUGUAUUAUUUGGCUAGCAUUUGUUCCAAUCUAUUUUGGAACUGGCAAUAAUUUCGAAAUCCAGAUAACGACAUUAUGUGUUUCGAUUUCAUUGAGCGCUUACGUAGCAUUAUUUUGCCUUUUUUCACCAAAAUUAUACAUAAUCAUCUUCCAUCCGGAUAAAAAUGUUCGUAAGCUAACUAUGAAUAGUGCAACGUAUAAGAAAACAACAUCUUCAAGUGUUCCCACAACAUCAUCCAAUCACGACUAGAACAUGUCAAAUUAACCGUUUCUGAAGAUAAUCGAGUUUAUGCUGCCACUGAAACCAGUACACGUUCAGUAACGG
Messenger RNA from Dermatophagoides farinae (American house dust mite), 3255 nucleotides. The record is from RefSeq and is a predicted model, not a curated record. Lineage: Eukaryota; Metazoa; Arthropoda; Arachnida; Sarcoptiformes; Pyroglyphidae.